UAAUUCGAAAAUAUUUUUUGAAACUAUUUUUAAAAUUUUAUUUUCAAAUUUUAAUAUUUAUUUUCUAUUUUAUAAAUUUUUAAACUUCAAACUCAAAUCCCCACCCCUCAACUUUAAACCCUAAGGUUUGGAUUAAUUAACCCUAGGGGUAUAAGUGUAUAUUUACCUCUUUAAUGAAACAUUUUAGUCAUUUUGAUUCUUAGAGUCUAUAUUUGUGAUAGAAACUUUUUUAGUGUUAUCCUAGGGUUUUUCUCAAAUAUAUUUGAUCCUAAAUAAAUAUAUUUUCUAUAGUAUAACUAAAGGUUUUAAAAAGAAAUGUAUUAUUUGCAAACUAUAAAAAUAAAAAAAUUGGAAAUUUGCCAAAAUAGAACAAAAAAGCACACUCUUUGUCCCCUUAAUAUAAAAACAACAUAAAUUAGUCCAUUUAGUAUAAUAUUUACAAACAAAACCCAAUCUAACCCUUACUUUAUCAAUUAACAAUUUUAAAACUGGCUUUUAAAUAUCAAUAUAAAACAAAAACGAAUUUUGACCAAAAAAGACAGAGAAAAUAAAUAAAUUAAAUCUAAUCUAAUUAAAAAUUACCUAAAUGGAAACAAAACGAAAAAAAAAAAUUCCCAAAUCACUAUAAUAUAUGAAUUUUGUUUAGUUUUAUUUUUUGAUAAUUUUACAAAUUAUAUAUCAUUUUUUUAAUUUUAGGCAAUUUGAUUUAAUAUAUCUUAACCAAAAGAAAUAAAUGAAAAUCAAUAUAAAUUAUAAUUUUAAAUAAAUACAUAUAUACUCUUAAAUAUAAUUUUAAAAUAAAUGAAUUUGUUUUUUUUUAAAAUAAAUCAAAAUAAAUAAAUUAUAAUCAUUUAAUUUAUUUAUUUUACUAGAAAAUCGUUGAAAUCCGUUUUAGAAAACUUAAAAGAUUUCCACAUAUUUUAGAAUAUUUUGUAAGUGAAUUUGCCAUAUUCUUAUCCGUAGAACGUACACACCUCUACCCUGCGUAGAAACUAUUACCGUAUGUAGCCAUUUGAGUUGUGUAUAUAUUUUGUAUUCUUAGAAUUUUAGAAUUGCUCAUAAAAGUGGAAGCUGUAUUCAGAGAAAAUAUAGCUAUCUUUACAAUUCAUAUUCACAUUCUUCUUAUUUAGAAUUUUAUUUAAAAGUAGAUUAUUUGUUCAAGAGACAGUAGAUUAACUUGUUUAAUUUGGAAUUUAAUUUCUACCAACCCAAUUUUCAUAGAAGAUGAAAUAUACUUUUUUGUAGAACAUAAUUUAAAAUUUUAAUUUAACAAAUUUGAACCAAAAAAUAUCAUUUUGUGUUUUUUUUACGCCGGCAUUCAUAAAUCAUUCUGUGUAUAUGAGUGUUUUAUCAAUUGUUUCUAGUUUUAUGAUUUUUUAUUCAUAAAAUUAUUUAUUUCAUUCAGUUUGAAAAAUGGAAAGGUAAAAGGGAGAAAAAAUGGACAAAAAGGGUUAUACUAAAAAGGUCAAAGAUGCUGUUUUUUUAUUUUCAUUAUAUUUUGGCAAUUUUCCCUUGAAAAUUCAUAUUUUGAUGUGGUGCUGUUUUAAUGAUUUCAGAUUAUGAAUUUAUUGUACUGAAUUUAAAAAUAAAAUAGUAUUAGAUUUUAUCCGCGCAGCUACGCAGGAUUAUUUAUAUUUCUAAUUUAUGUUUUUUUUAUUAAUUUUGUUUGAUUUAAUGAUAUUUUAUAAACUUCGGUUGCGUCCAGAUUGUAAUUUUUUUUUUGUUUUCAGCUUGGUUCUGGUUCAGUUUUGGGCUUUGGUUUUCGGUUGAAUUUGAACUUGUUUUAGAUUUGGUUAUUUUAAUUUUUUUUGUUUGGUUCAAAUAACAAUGUUAUAUCCGAUAAACUUUUGAGUUCAAUUCGAGCCCUUGGAUCUAAAUAGGGAUAUGUAAUUUUCGGUCUUGAUUCUGAUUUAGGUUUUGUCAUUUACAUUAAUAAAUUUUAUUCAUAGAAAAAGUAGAUGGAUCAAUGAUGUAUCGUUUAAAAUUUGAUUGUUAUAUGUUGUUGAUGAAGUUUUAAAUAGAUUAUCUUCAUAGGUCUUAAACCAUAAUUGGAAGUAAGAGUUGUCUUCAUGUGUCUUGUUAUAAAUUAAUUGUUUUAUUUAAUUCUAUAGUUAUAACGUAUUUUUGUAAUACUAUAGAGGGAUUGUAUAUUAUUUAUGUAUGGAAUUUUUGAGUUAGCUUACUUGCAAUUGUUUGUAGGACUAAGAAUUUUAUGGCUACUAUUAUAUUUUUUAACCAAACCAAACCUAAUAUUCAGGGUAAAUGAAUGAUCUAAAUCAUUAUCAAGCUGUAUAUCCAAACUUAGAAUUAACCAAAAUGAUAAAGAUAUCGCCUUAACGCCUGCAAUCUUAAGGCUUUUGCACAUCUCUGAUGGCUUCAUAGUUGAUAGGCAAUGCAUAUCUCAACAAAGGUCAUGGGCCUUUGAUAAGAAGACAGGAGAUUUAACACGUCUGAAAUUGUUGAGUUUUUCCCUAUGAAAGCAUUAGAAGGGGGAAAACAAACGAAGGUACUCAAAAUUUAAACAAUAUAUUUAGUAAUUUUAACAUAUAAAUUUAUACACAUAUAAUUUUAAAAAAAAAUCCAUUUCAGAUGAAAUAAUAUAUAAAUUUUAUCAAUAUCAUUUCUGCAACAAUGCCUCCACCAUUGCUGCUUACUCAGAGGAAACCUCAGUUCAGAAACUCUAAUUUUCUCUUAUUCGAGGCGAAGCUUCAUCCUUCUCCUUGAUUGAUAUGAGAUCGAGUUUAUGAGUAUUGAGCUUCCUUGUAGAUAGAAGAAGCCCUAGCAUGGCUCUUAUUGUGAAAGCUAGUGGUCAAAGUUCAGAGUCGUCGACUGAUCUCGACGUCAUUAGUUCAAUUCAGAAUGUUGCAGGUCCUUACAACACAGAUAAUUAGAUUUCCCAUUAAAAAUCUGGUUUCUCUUAGUUAUCCUCUAUGCAAACGUUACUCCUCUAACAUAUCUUGCUAUUCUUCCAACACCUCUUACGGAUUCACUCGGAUAACCUGGAAAAUUAAACAGCACCAGUAGUGCACCACAUGAUUAACACCAGUGAAAUCUAUCCCACGAGAAGCUCUGCUAACUUUUUGGAAAGAGAAACAAAGUUUUAAUAUCUUCAAUGUUCAGGCAACAAAAUAUAGCAUCACAAAUCGAAGUACCUAUCCAUGCAGACCAGAAAGAGUGGAUUAUCUCCGGGUGGGAUGAGAUGAAUUAUUACAAGCUUGUAAGGCUUAACUCCAGAAACUGAAAUUAAGGUUUACCGAUUUCAAAAUUUAAUUACAAAUAAUCAAAAAAGGAAUUGAAUGACUAUAUGAGUUAAUGUUACUAUUUAUUUUAGGAAUAUUAUCAGGUUGAUACAAAAAUACAUUAUUUUAAAAUUGUGUAAGAAUUAUGUCCAUGUAUUAAGCCUUGCAAGGUAAAACUCUAAUAUGUCCAAAAUAAAAACAUGCAUUGUAACUUUCAAACAUGACUCUAAAUUAAUAAAUUAGAUAUAAGAACAACUAACAAAAAAAAUGUCUAAAACAAAUCAUUAUAUAUUAAUAAUGUCGAAUAAGUAAACAUAAGAUUAUAAAGUUACACAAUAUAUAAAUUUAUAAUCUAUAUCAUAUAUUUAAAGAGUUAACUAUAAUAUCAAAGUUAUACACUUGUAAAAUAAAAAAUACUCAUACGGACAUGUAGGUCAAGCAUUAUAUGUUAUAUUAUAAUCUAAUAUGUUUCAUGUGUCAUAUCCAGAAAUAAUUUUUUUAUUAUAAUUUGUUCUUUAAUUUUUUAACAGCGAUAUUAGAUUUUUUUCCUUAUAUAUUUGCAUAACAAAUUUCAACUAAUUUUUAUAUCUUUGUUUCCUUAACGCUCCAACCAAAAAAAAACCUGCCUUCAAAAAUACACAUAAGCAAAGUUGAUAAAAUUACUUGCUUUUUCUAAUUCAAAAGAAAAAUAAAAAAUUUAGACACAAGCAAAUUGUUUACAAAAAUUUGUGACACCUCUGCAUAUAGCUUCAUUUAUGACAAUUUUCUAAAUUGCGUUUAACAGGUCGGCAGAGUAACAGAGAAAGACAAUGUUGAACUCCUUAUUUGAUUAAAUAAUUAGUGACAAUCUUAGUAUCAAUUCUUACCUAUCUCCACGUAACGUCAAAGUCUUAUCCUAUUUAUCAUCUCUUCCAUCGAAUCAUAGUCCAACUCAUUAGAUUUAAUCCAAUCCUUCUGUUAUUGUUUCAACUAAUUUCUGUUUGACAUGUAUAAAAAGCUCUUUGACCUCCAGUAUUUUUAACAAGUAACAUAUUUCAGAUUCCUUUUUCACACAUAAAAAACUCUACUCAAAAACCUUUUUGUACAAACCUAUAUUUUAAUUUAAAACUUAACCAAAAAUGACUUCUCACGGUGAAGGAAUCGAAGAGGAGCAAAUAUCAAGAAUUGAAAAAGGAAUAGAAAAAGAUUGCCAUGGCGGAAUCGAGACAAUCAUAUGUACUUCCCCCAGCAUUGUUUGCCUUACUCAAAAGUUGAUAGCAGAGUUGAUUGGGACGUAUUUCAUAAUAUUUUCUGGAUGUGGAGUGGUGGUGGUGAAUGUGUUGUACGGUGGAAAAGUGACAUUUCCAGGGAUAUGUGUGACUUGGGGUCUGAUUGUUAUGGUCAUGAUUUACUCUGUUGGUCACAUUUCUGGCGCACAUUUUAACCCUGCCGUCACUAUCUGUUUUGCCAUUUUCCGGCGGUUUCCUUGGUAUCAGGUACCAUCGUAUAUAGGUGCACAACUUGCGGGGUCCUUACUAGCUAGUUUGACAUUGAGGCUAAUGUUCAAAGUCACACCCGAGGCUUUCUUCGGAACAACUCCAGCUGAUUCUGCGGCACGAGCGCUCGUCUCAGAGAUCAUUAUCUCAUUCCUCCUCAUGUUCGUUAUAUCUGGUGUUGCCACAGAUAGUCGUGCGAUCGGAGAAUUAGCUGGAAUUGCGGUAGGGAUGACAAUAAUAUUGAACGUCUUUGUAGCCGGACCGAUAUCUGGAGCAUCAAUGAAUCCAGCAAGAAGUCUAGGACCAGCAAUUGUGAUGGGAGUGUAUAAAGGAAUUUGGGUUUACAUUGUUGGUCCUAUCAUCGGAAUUGUGGCCGGAGGUUUUGUUUACAACUUCAUCAGAUUUACGGAUAAACCAAUAGGGGAACUCACUAAAAGUUCUUCUUUCCUUCGUAAAGCUUCUUCCAACAACAAUGCUUCUAGUUCUAACAGCUAAUAUUUUGUUCUCUUUCUUGUAUUUGACUGUGUUAGUCUCUUCUAGACGUCUCUUUUGUUGUGUUAAGAUAAUUUGGUUUCUUUUGACUUGGUGUUUCUUUAAGAUGAUUAAGAAUUGUCCAUUUUGAUUUAUAAAAUAAUCAGAUAUUUUGGGUAUAGUUUUUUUGGAUUGAUUUUUGUUAUUGAUACAUGAACCAAACUAAAUCCGAUUAAAUUUCAGAUAUUUUUGAUAUAAUUUAUCUGAACCGGAUCUAAGAGGUACCGAACCGUAUUCGAUAUUGAAUUUUAAAAUACCCCAAAAUACCUGAAAAUCCAAAAAAUUAAUCUAACCCGAAUUCGAUCUGGUAUCCGAAUGCCUAAGCCUAAUUGUAAUCUAUGAUAUUUGCAGAAUGUAUAUUCUAUAGCAUCUUAAUAAGUAUUCCUUUUGUGAAAUUUUAUUUUGACCAAUUUUUUUUCCAAAAAAUUAAAGAUUCCAAAUUAGAAGAAUAUUGGAAGAUAAUAUUUCUGUUUACACUACCAUUAAAAUUUUCUGAAGUAUUCUUACAAUACUUAAAAAUAACAAUGUAUUUAAUUAUAAAAGUAUAUAAACAAGUUUUAAUUAUUUAGGAAAAUCAACUUAUAAUUGUGCUAAAUGGUUGAAAUAAGUUCGUCAGUUGCACUGUGAUAACAAUAUGAGAACUGGCAAGACCGAUGAAGGGGAUCCAUUGCUUGUAUAUUUUGGACCAGUACCAGAGCCAAUGCUACAAAACUCAAUAAUGCAUUUAAGAUGUUAAAAACCCAACUUAAGUGACUUCUAUUUUUGAUUAAGAGGAGUCACGACCAUGAGUAUAAAUUGUCAUUUUGUAAUCAUUGUAAAAUGAACCAAGAGAUGAAUAACCUUACAACUCAAAUCAGAUCCAUUUUGUGAAUCUUUCAUUAUUCCUCCCAAACCAUUUCUAACUAUGUUUUGUUUUUGUAGUGGCAUUCUUUCUCAUGGAUCCAGCAUUUUUUUCUUAGUUUUUGUAGGCUUCAACUUUUUUUUUUUUUAAACACAUUUUAUGCUUAAACUUAGACCAAUUGUUCUUCUCUUUUCAGACUGAGUAUUCAUAUUUUGUCCUAAUUCUGACGUAAUGCACUUCUUAAUUUGUCAGAUGGCUAAAGAUGUCUUACGUUGUAUGAACAAUUAGUCACUGUUAGAGUUUACAUCUCUCUCUAUCUAUGAAAAACGUUGAUAUAUGCACUCUUCUAUCAAAAGCAGUAUAGUUGUCUAUUGGUUUUAAGUUCUAAUUACUAACUAGUAUUAAUAGCGAUAAUAAAUGUGCAUGCUCGUUUUGAUAAACUAUGAUAAGUUUUAUUAUAACAACCUAAUCACAAAUGCAAUAAAAAGUUGAGUAAAAAAAUAAAUAUCAUUUAUUUACCUUCUAUUUCAACUUAUUGUAGCCAUUCGUCCUAUGAUUCAAUGGUGGAGAAUAUGAUAGCACUUCAUUGAUUCAAUGUUAUUGUUUGGAGGCAAAGUCAUGAGACAAAACCAAAAAACCAGCUUAGUUUUUUUUUUUUAAUUAUUAACCAAGGGUGUUCCGCGGGCGGUGACCCAACCGACUAAUUCCCUGGGGCUUAUCCACCAGUGACAGGAAAAUCCGAUUACUCUACGUGAGAGUUAGAAAUCCACGCCACCUGGCCAUAUGAAAAGCUAAUAAUUUCGAGGAAUCGAUUCCUAGCCUGGAUCAACAAAGCGACUUCUCAUCUAGUGGAAACCACUGGACCAUCACGAUGUGAUUAAAAUCAGCUUAGUUUAUUAUGACUUUUCAUAGUAAGUGUUUACUUUCAAGAAAGGGUGCAACAAAAUUUGAUUAGUUUGAUCUGAUCAUCUUGUAAAAUUCUUCGUUUAGAAAAGUCUAUCGUAGAUGCUCGAUGAAUACAACUCAGACAAGAGAAAGAAUAAGAAUGUUGCAGGGAAAAAGUAUUUAGCUACAACUCUUUUACAUUGUAAAACCAGACACAAAAGAGAAGAAUGUUCUGUUGUAUGCAUACGUUUACAAGAUACACAAUAUAUAUACAUGAGUUGACGUCCUUAUCAUAAGUAUAAUAGGACUUAUCUAAUAACUCUAGGUCUCUAACUAUUUAUCACUAAUAUUCUCUAAUACUCCCUCUCAAGUUGGAGUGUGGAGAUUGAGAACACCCAACUUGGGCAAAAACUUGACAAAAUCUGAUAUCCAAGAGCCUUAGUGAGAAUGUCAGCUAGCUGAUUAUAUGUACGAACAUGAAUCGUUUUGAUACGCCCUGAAAUCACAGCAUUACGUACAUUAUGACAGUCCUUCUCAAUGUGUUUGGUUCUCUCAUGGAACACAGGGUUUGCCGCAAUGUGUAUAGCAGCUUGACUAUUGCAGUACAUAUGAACUGUUUCAGGCAAUGGAUUACCAACUUCGUGAAAGAGCUGCAUCAACCAUUUUAUUUCCCGAGUUACAGCUGACAUCGCCCGAUACUCGGAUUCAGCGGUAGAGUGACUGACUGUGUCCUGCUUUGUAGUCUUCCAGGCGAUAUGUGACUGGCCUAGGAACACUACAAACGCUGUGAAAGACCACCUUGAUAAGGGCAAGAAGCGCAGUUCGCAUCACAGUACACACGUAACCGCAGAUCGCACUUUGCACGAAGUAAAACACCUUGUCCUGGUGAGCUUUUAAGAUAGCGAACAACAUGUUGAGCUGCCUCCCAGUGUGCUACCUUGGAUUUGUCCAUAAACUGAGAGAGCAUAUGAAUAGCAUAGCUAAAGUCUGGCCGAGUCAUUCGUAAGUAAACCAAGCGACCAACGAGGCGCCUGUAUUUAGAUGGAUCGUCGAACAGAGGGCUCUCUGUCCUUCCAAGCUAAUGGUUUUGUUCUAUCGGUGUCAAUGCUUAUCGAUGUGUUCUUGUAAGAGGACGUGUAAUGACAAUGUGUUAAUGCUUAUAGAUGUGUUCUUGUAAGAGGACGUGUAAUAACAGUCUAGUGAAAGAUACUGAAAAAAGGAUAACGUCAUUAGCAAUGUUUCUGUGGUAGCAUUAUCAAUGGAAUAACAUACUGCGUUUGAUAAAUUAAACCGAGUAGAUUCCUAAACGAGACAAACCCGUAAGAAAGAAUGAGAUAGAUAAAAGACAGAUCUUUUUAAACUGAAACCAAAUCUGAUCUUACUUCAAUAUGUCACAACUUAUAUAUAAAGGAUAAUGGAUGGGUUAAAUAAACCGGAGGAGAUAGAUAGUCUCCAAUUCUCCAUAAGUGAAAACAAUAAAGAAGGACAGCCCUUUUAUAUCACCCAUUAACCUUACUCUUGGUUCAACUACUUGAUGCAGAGCUUCAAGUCCAACAAUUCACCACGCAAUAAACUUUGAGGAGGGAUCAACAUGGAAUUCUCUUGAGGAGUUUCCAAGUUGACCUCAAGAAUCUUCUUCACAUCUGGUGAUUCAUAUGUCAUACUGUGUCCAUCCGCAAUUGUGUAUCCUGAUGCGCACACAAAUUAUAGUGACCGUAGAGAUCAACGUAUGAGCCGGCGAAGUUGCAAUCUUGUACAGGGCAAGAGCAAGGAGAGAAGUUACAUUCCUUCUUAUGCAAUGAUUCUUUUCCCAAAGAGACGUUCUCAGUGCAUCCAAGCUUGGCGUUAAGGCAUGAUACAAAAGACUGAUGCGAGCACAGUCUCCAUUGCUUUGCAGGACAGAACUUAGGUUCACCCCGUAGGGUGAACCUUUAAAUUCACCCCACUAUUUAUAACCAAUAAAAUUUCCACUUAGAUUAUUAAUUAAAAAACAUUAAAAUGAACAAAAAAUAGCUA
Brassica rapa (field mustard) is the source of this 8987-nucleotide messenger RNA. Its product is annotated as putative aquaporin NIP4-1. The record is from RefSeq and is a predicted model, not a curated record. Gene Ontology annotation, cellular component: membrane. Gene Ontology annotation, biological process: transmembrane transport. Lineage: Eukaryota; Viridiplantae; Streptophyta; Magnoliopsida; Brassicales; Brassicaceae. Gene Ontology annotation, molecular function: channel activity.